This is a messenger RNA of Naegleria lovaniensis, 1557 nucleotides long. RefSeq lists its product as uncharacterized. The record is from RefSeq and is a predicted model, not a curated record. The coding region runs from base 1 to 1557 and encodes 518 amino acids. The transcript is spliced from 4 exons. Lineage: Eukaryota; Heterolobosea; Eutetramitea; Acrasida; Naegleriidae. Gene Ontology annotation, cellular component: nucleus.
AUGAGCCAAAAUCCGUCACCAUUUCCGCUUUCAUCGUCAGCCAAGGAAUACCAUCUCAACUCCAUUCCACUCAACAACAAUACAAAUACCAACAUCACACCCAUCAAUACACUGUCGUCGUCUCUUCCACAUGAAACUAUAUUUUUUGAAAAUUAUAAAAACUACUCGGGAAAAUCUUAUUACUCGUCCAAUGCUAGCAGUACUGCAAAUACUCCUCUCGGUGGAGUGAUCAUUAAUCAUGGUGGCUCGGAAUUAAUUUCAAAUUCCGAGGUGUUUAUUAGUGAUUGUCCACUUAUUAAUCAAAGUGUGUUUGUGAAAUGGCUGCAAGGAUUAUCCAUUGAAACAACAUCAAAAUAUUUACUCGAAAAACAGCGAUCAUCAUACAUGGAAUAUUUUACAAAAUUUUCCUUCUUUGUUGACAGUUAUUACCAACUCAUCACCAAUGAAGUAGCCUAUCAGUACCGAAUAUUUAACGAUUUUCAACCUUAUUUACAAAAUCCUUUAUUAUUCAUGAGCUGCAAUACCAUUCUUCAAGUUGCUCCCAGCGUAAAGCACUUACUUAUACAGCAAUAUUUCGACUUUGAUGAAAGAGUUUACAGAGAAUUAAUGGGAAAAAAGCUCACUUCAAAACUGAGAAGAGAUUUGGAAGAAAUUAGCGAAAAGUAUGGCAUUGAAAUUAUUUCCGUGCGAAGGCAAUUUGACAAUUUAAAAGCCAUCUUUAAAUUUUUCAAAUCUUCUGCAUCUAGUCCUUUAGCGGAUCUUGUCUCUCUGGAAAAGUCUGACGAUGGUCAAUCUAUUCUUUCAAAAAUUAUACAAGAAAAAUUUAUUCUUUCUGAAAGAUUGGCAGAAAAAUAUGCCACACUUGUAUUUAUGACCUAUCAACGAUUUGAAACCUCCAGAAAAUUCAUGAAAGAUUUCAAUUUUCAAGAUUUGUACUUUUUGUGUAGCCAAAUUUUGAAACAUUGGACCUAUGAAGCAAGAGGUAUCAAUGCAACAAGUUCGAUUAAGCCUCCUAUCAUUAGCUUUGCCAACGAGUCGUCGAGUCCAAUUAAUAUUUCUACAAGUAUUGCGCAACAUCUUCCAGAGGAAGAACCAAUCACAGUUUUUGAUGCUCAUCAAAUUUCUUUGGAUUUUAUCAAAUUUCGAGACAUUAAGACUGUCAUUUUCUCUGACAAGACACGACUCAAGGAAUAUGUGGCGCUAAUUAUCAAACAACUAUCUGAGGACAAGGCCUUCUCCGAUGGAAGUUUGGAAAAAAUUGAGGAAAUUAUCGUGGAAAUGCUAAAAACUUUACUACAAAUUGGGCAAGGACUCAUCAGUGCUAAGGAAAUGAGAGAUAUAUUCAUUGAUUUGGCAGAAAAGUUUAUUGAGCCAAUUGAGAGGAUUGGUUUAACAGGUCAUCAGUUCUUUCAGUUAUUGGAGGCCAUUAGAGAAUGUUUUCCCAAAAUUUCAACAGUCAAACCACAACACAUUCUCAAGUACAAUCCAACAUUUUCGCAGUACAUGCUCGUCAUUAGAGACCUUUCUGUCUUUAUGUAUAAAAAGUUUAACUAUUAA